This is a messenger RNA of Sphaeramia orbicularis (orbiculate cardinalfish), 1077 nucleotides long. RefSeq names its product cilia and flagella associated protein 161 (gene cfap161). Gene Ontology annotation, biological process: cilium assembly. The transcript has 8 exons. NCBI's taxonomy places the organism in Eukaryota, Metazoa, Chordata, Actinopteri, Kurtiformes, Apogonidae. The record is from RefSeq and is a predicted model, not a curated record. Bases 203 to 1051 code for a protein of 282 amino acids. Gene Ontology annotation, cellular component: motile cilium.
AUUAUUAUUAUUAUUAUUAUUAUUAUCAUCAUCAUCAUUUGUAGUGGUAGUAGUAGCAGUGGGAAUUCUGACACAUCACGCCGUCUCGCGAUAAUUACCGGGUACUACCGGAAGUUGAAGCGCCGCUUCGUCAGUUUCCAGAGAAACAGCAACACACGAGCCUAAUUAUACAAAUUCAAGGUUGUUUUGGUCUACAACAAGCAUGGCACAUGAGAGAAAGUAUCGUACAAACGUAAAAAUCGGAAACUGGAUUGAGGACCUUCGUUUACAGGAGGAGGAAAUGAAAGAAUAUUUGGAAAAAAGGGAGAGAGGUGAACUUACAGCUCAGAAAGUGGACCUCCUCAAAGAGAAUCUUUUGAGACCGAUGAAGCUGUCUGUGACAAAGGAUGGUGGACUACACUUUGGGGAUGCUGUGGUGUUGGUGAACAUGGGAGGGCAGAACAGAGAGUGUAGUGCUGUCAGCAUUAACACAGACAUUAGUGGUCUGAUAAAAGUCCCUUCACCUGGCAUUAAAGCCCCUUGUAGGGUCAGUGCAGGAAGUGGUAUUCAACCCUGCACACGCACUGCCUUCAUCAUAACCAGCGUAGAUGGCAGCCCUGAAGGAUCAAUUCUGCAUUAUGAGCAAAGUUUCACCCUGAAAACAACAAGUGGUUUUGCCAGAGGACUUUACUUAUCAAGUGACUUGCACAGCUUUCAGAGGACAUCUCGCUUCCAGGAGGUAAUGUUGGAAGAAGAAGAUUCCUUUUUGUCAUGGUGGAAAAUAGUGCACUUUGACCCCCAAGAGAGGCUUGAACAUGAGGGUCAACCUGUUGCCGCAAAUGUGAAGGUGCUGGUUGUGCACUGCAAGACAAACCAAGCUCUUGCUGUUCUUGGUGAUCAAGUCAUUUGGACCACAUUUGGCAAAGAGUAUGAGGUGACAGCUCGCACCUUUUUGGACUCCCACAAAGCUGAACAGGACAGCAACCACUGGAUACUGUGCACCUCUGACCCUGCUGGGGAGGGGCUCCUAUUUUUCAACCACCCACCAUCAGGGCCAGCACACACCAGCUAACCAAAUAAACUCAACAUGUACAUCUA